Molecule: messenger RNA, 2019 nt
Organism: Cloeon dipterum
Lineage: Eukaryota; Metazoa; Arthropoda; Insecta; Ephemeroptera; Baetidae
Gene: Rabex-5
Product: Rabaptin-5-associated exchange factor for Rab5
Exons: 11
Coding region: 60-1892 (610 amino acids)
Biological process (GO): vesicle-mediated transport
Cellular component (GO): endocytic vesicle; cytosol
Molecular function (GO): zinc ion binding; DNA binding; small GTPase binding
Source: RefSeq, a predicted model, not a curated record
GAGUGACUAAUAAUUCGUUUACAUAUUUCGGAGUGAAAAUUGUGAAUUCGGGCUGAGAAAUGCAAUCGGCGGCGAGGGGGCCGUCGCCGCGCGUGAGCGAGGCCGAGCUCAAGUGCAAGAACGACGAGUGCGAGUUCUACGGGAACGCGCAGUGGGGCGGCUACUGCUCCAAGUGCCGGAAAAUCGUGGCGAGCAGGGCGGCGAAAAGCGAGUCGCGCCUCCGACAUCAGCAUGACUCAUUCUCGGGCCACGACAGAAGCGGCGCCUCGUACUCUUCGAGCGGGUUUUCUCGCUUCGAGGAAAAGCGCCGCCAGCAGACGGAGAAGAAACCCAAGAUGAACGUCUUCAAGAAGUCGCCCAGCCCCAAAGAACCAGCGUCGUGCAUCACGCUGGCGGCCUCCGAACUGGAGCAGCUCAAGCAGGAAAACGCGUCCUUCUUCAGGACGAUCGACCAGCACGUCGAGAAGGAUAUUGCGGCCACCUGCAGGUCGCACGUAGACAAAAUCGCCGCGGUUGCCGAACUCAAGUCGGUCGACGAGCUCGAAAAGCAGAUUCAACAGGUCUACAAACUGCUCGUGAACAAAAUGGAUGCGUUUAAAAUUUAUUCCAGACUGUCGACCGAGGAGAAGGACCAGUGCCUCAUUUACGCGGAAAAUUACAUCAUGACGUGUUUGUACACGAGUCUCUUCUGUCCGCCAACCACUGAGGACGAGAACAAAGACCUAAUCAUCCAGAAUAGGAUUCGGCAGCUGAGUUGGGUGAACGCGGAGCACCUGGAGUGCAAGAUCAGCGAGACGGAGCCGGAAGUGCGCGAGCUGGUGUACUCUGCCAUCACGGAGAUCCUGAGCAUGGACUCUGCUCGCGCGCCCAACGAAAAGCUGAGCUGCGUGGUUCGCUGCUGCGGGGCCAUCUUCCGACUGCUGCAGGUGGCCCAGGGUGGGCCCGCCUCGGCCGACGACUUCCUUCCCGCGCUAAUUUUCGUGACGCUAAAGGCCAAUCCGCCGCGCCUCAAGAGCAACAUCAACUACAUCUCGCGCUUCUGCAACGAGAAUCGGCUCGUUUCCGGCGAGGCUGCUUAUUACUUCACAAAUUUGUGCGGCGCCGUGUCGUUUAUUGAGAGCAUCGGCGCCAAGUCGGUGAACCUGCCGAACGAUGAGUUCGACCAGUACAUGUCCGGAAAGGUGGUGCCCGUCAGCACCUGGGACAGCGCCCUUCUCAUGUGCGAGAGCAUGCGGGUGAUUAACGAGCAGCUGACCACUUUGGAAGACUUGGAGAAGAGGAACGGAAACACGCUUUCCACCGCUAGUCUGCUCCACCAGGAAAUUCUUGCAUUCCAGGACGAUAUUUGCAGUAAAUUGGACGCACUUGUCGAACAGGCGCCGCUAAUUUUGCGUCCGAUCAAGGAGCCGACGGAACUGGACAGCGAGAAUCCUCUCACCGAGUCUCUGCCACCUCCGAUCGUUCCACAGGUAUUAGGUCCGAGCGUGUCGCCAAAGCUGGAUUUGGAGCCAUUGUCGCCGCUAGAGGCACCGGCAGUGGCGGCGCCGUUUCCCCUGUCGCCGCCGUCCCCGUUAUCGCCGCCGCCAGACAUUUUGGCCGCCCAGCAGAGUCUGGAACUAGUCAGGGGACUAAACUACGACAUCACCCUGCACGAGUCCAGCCCUGAAAACACCGAUGCCGAGGACCAAGGGCCUGGAUCGUUGCUGGACUCGAUGAACCUGUCUCCGACGAGUGGACAGCCGCUUCCUCUUCCGUCGCCACUGACCCCAGAGGUGUCUCAGGGUGGCCAGAACUACCAGGGAUUCUCCACGCAGGGUUGGAGCAUUCAGAGCGUGACCUGUGCGACAGGAGCCGCGCCCGUUCCAGAGCCGAAAGACCAAAAUCAAGUUUAAGGUCUCUUAGAACCACUGCCAACCGAAUUUUACUCGGAUCUUGAUUUAUUUAUAUUAUUGCUAUGUAAAGGAUUUUAUUGGCGUUAAAAAUAAAAAUCUUCAUUUACGAGCGGAGAAAUAAAUUAUA